AUAAUUCACCAACUGAUGUUUACAUCCUUCGUACUUCAUUCAUCAAAUCCAGCGGAUGAAAAUCAUCCAACGUAUCACAUCCGUCUCCCUUCCUUCCUCCACCUCCGGAUCGCUCCCUGCGCUGCCACACCUCACCCACACGGCCACACCUCUCUCCCCUACGCCCUAAUCCCCUUCCCUCUUGCACGCCGCGCCAAUCUCCGCCGCCAGAGCGUCGUCGACCUGCGCAACAAACAUCCACGGCGGCACCGGCAACCGCUCCCUGCGCCACCUCCUGAUCGACGGGAUCGCUCCCUGCGCUGCCGCCUCCGCCGAUCACUUCCUGCGCCGCCGCACCUCACCCACAACUCUCUCCCCCACGCCCUAAUCCCCUUUCCUCUCGCACACCGCGCCGAUCUCCGCCGCCAGAGCAUCGUCGACCCGCACAACCAACGUCCAUGGUGGCAGUCCGCAAUCGACCCCUGCCACCACGCAGUUUCUGCACACUGCUACAGUUAUCAGCAACUUAAUUGUGCUUGCAAUGAUUUUGCGUGGACAGACGCUGGUGUUGAGUCCAGCGCUUUCCAUGAUGGUGGACCAAUUGAGGAAGCUCCAUGCAUUUCUUCCAGACGGCCUUCUUGCAAGCAGUCAGGACGUGUUCAGGGAAAUAAAGGUACAUUCUUCUUAAGCCCAUCCCUAUGCAAUCAAGGCCUAUGCUUCAGAGUUCUGCAGGAAGGAGCACCAAGCUCUUGAAAUUUCCCUUGUAAGAAUGAGUUUCACUCUUGUUUUGCCUUUCAAGCUUCUUGUUUAUCUCUAUAAGAAAAUAAUUUAGUACUUUUUAUAUUUAGUUCUACACUGAAUUUUGAUAUAUUUCAAGCCCAUGUUCAGACAAUAAUCUGGAUUUCAGACAAUAAUCCUGCAGUCGUACCUGUUGCAUUGUCCUCGAGCUCACGCAAGCCCCUGCACUGUAAACUGAAACUGAUGCACACCGGCUAGAAAUAGCCCAUUGAGUCAGCUAUUUCGCACACAAAUCAGCUAUUUUUAGCAUUCCCGAGGGAUACAAAGAAUGCUAGAAAUAGCUGACUCAUUUCGAUGGCUUGCAGAUAUACGUCAAGGAAAAUAAAGGGGCUGCAACUGUAGCUAGCACCGAGGCCUGGUCGGAUACCAAAAUUGAAGGGGAAAGACUUAUAUCAGUAGUACAUUUCUAAUUUCUGUGGAGCAGAUUUGCUGUGUAGUCAAAUUGAAGGGGAAAGACUUAUAUCAAAUCACUGCCGGCAUAUCAAAUUUAGUGACAUGCAUUGAUGUCGUCAUAUCAAAUUUUGACAUUUAUUAAUAUUCAUGCUUGAAUUCUUCCAGUCAUUUUGAAAUUAGAUUGCAUGUGGAACUUCCUGGUACCGCUCUUUUGAUAAUCUGAAAAUCUGUUUUGAUAUUUUUUUUUUAA
Messenger RNA from Oryza sativa Japonica Group (Japanese rice), 1420 nucleotides. NCBI's taxonomy places the organism in Eukaryota, Viridiplantae, Streptophyta, Magnoliopsida, Poales, Poaceae. The record is from RefSeq and is a predicted model, not a curated record.